CCAAACCGCAAAACACAAAAAACAACAAGCAUAACAUUGUGUCACAAAUUAAACAAGCGAAUGGCUGCCAACCCAAUGGUCACAUACAUAUGCAAGCGAACCGUGGUGAGCACGAAACCGGUCCAACCAGGGAAACGCCACUCGUUGUCCGUCCUGGACCGGGCCAUGGGAGAAAACCACCUGAAGAUGGUGUACUAUCUUAAGGAUACUACUACUCCUGACAAGUAUUACGAGCCGGGCGAGAUCACCAAAAUGUUGAGGGAGUCGAUAUCCGAGACACUCACGUUUUUCCCUAUCAUAACGGGGAGGCUGGUGAAGGAGGAAGACGGGAGGACUUGGAUGGUAAAGUGCAACGAUGCAGGGGUGAGAAUGGUGGAGGCUCGAGCACAAGGGAGUGUCGAUGAAUGGCUUAGUAAUGUCGAUAGGGAAAGGGAGAUGAAGCUUGUCCAUUGGGAGGAGAUGUUCCAUAAACCUUACUUUUGGUCCACUUUCUACGUUCAGCUAACAGAGUUCGAAGGUGGAGGCGUGGCAAUAGGGUUGAGUUGCUAUCACCUCUUGGCCGAUCCGGUUUGCGCUACUAUGUUCAUCAAGGCGUGGGCUGACAUAGCUUUCCUAGGGAAAAUGCAACACCCACCAUUUUUCCACGGUUUGCCUGCCCCAAAGCUCAUUCACAACCCUAGCCUCCCUCACAUUAGUAAAACCAAUGACUUGAUUGAACACUACAAGGCUACCAUUAAUAAAUCGGUUGCAAACGUUGAUCAAGAUGUUGAGCUGGCGAGCCACCUGACCACUCUUUCCUUUUCGUUCACGAGCUCCAUGGUGCAAUCAUGCAUGGCGAUGGCUCGGACAGGGUCGAUGCAGGCAUCACCGUUUGAAGCGUUAUCAGGUCUCUUUUGGGUGUGUCUAAGUAAAGUAAAGAAGGAUGGUGAUGGGUUAUUGGACAUGUCCGUCUGCUUGGAUGCUAGAAAGGCGUUGGGGUUGGAUAGUGGAUUUUUCGGGAACUGCAUGGUACAGAAUCGAGUUCGAUGUUCAAAUCAUGAACCUCUCUCGAUAUCAUCAUUGGCUAGUGCGGUUGCAUCUAUAAGAGAAGCUUCAGGGGAGAUAAUGGACUCGAACUCGGUAAUGGGCUUGAUCGAGUGGUUAAGAUGCAAAGAUCUUGAUAAUGACGACGAUGAAGAUCAAAAGAAGUCCUCCCCUUCCCCCAUCAACCAUGGCGAUUGUGAGAUUGUUUGUAUCGGGUUGGAUGGAGUAGACCCAUACUCUGCUAGGUUCGAGGAUGGGUUGGAGCCGAUCAGGGUUUCAACCUAUGUCGAACCGGCUGCUAGUGAGAAAUGGCAAGUUCUGAUUCUCCCUGCACCACCUGCUUCCGUCGGUGGAGGCUAUCAAAGCGGACAGCUGGACAGAGUGGUGAUGGUUACGAUUCCGAAAGAAUUUGUGGAAAGUUUGUGCAGAAAUGAAAUUAUUCGAGACUUACGUCCAGAAAUUGUAAUGGGUCCAGAAAUUGUAAUGGGUACGAAUGAUGCAGUUGCAUCUAGUCCAAACUGUAGAGUAGCUGUGUGACAUAACGGAAGCCGAAGAUGGAAUCAAAUAAAUCGAAUGCUAAUGUUAAAUUACAAAAAAAAAAAACAUACAACAUUUAUUCUGAC
Molecule: messenger RNA, 1646 nt
Organism: Linum tenue
Lineage: Eukaryota; Viridiplantae; Streptophyta; Magnoliopsida; Malpighiales; Linaceae
Source: the annotation of a GenBank genome assembly